AUGACUACCACCGCUCACACGCCUACACCACUAUCAACUACUUCUCCUCCAACGGCGUCUUCGGCACUUGAUCUGUUACGUCCUUCCUCCUCGUCAGACCUCACUCUCGAUGAAGAGAUACAAAUUUUUGAGAAGUAUGCUUCAAUAGAGAAAAACGGACAAAAGUACAUGUCGCGCGACGAUUUUGUUGCCGCGAUCGCCCAUGCGGAAGAUAACAAGAUCAUAAUGGAACAAUCCGUCGUUCUAUUUAGUGUCGCCGACACAAAGCGAAAGGGUCUUCUUUCCCUAGAAGAUUUUGUGGCUUUUGCAAACCUUCUUUCUAAACCGGAUGCAGGAUAUGAAAUAGCAUUCCGCUUUUUUGAUCCUAAUGGCACUGGCAAAAUUACUUUGGAUCAAUUCCGAAAAAUCAUCACCACUCGUUGCAGCCAAGAUAGCUUACCCUUCGACUUCAAUUGUGAUUGGCUCAAACUUUACGUUGGUAGUGAAGGAAGUCGUUCGCGCGAACUUACAUAUGAGGAGUUUUCUCAAUUACUUAAAGACUUCCAAGCCGAACGUUUACGCCAAGGAUUCAAGCAUUAUGAUUCUAAAGGGAUAGGCCAUAUUACGGCCGAUGAUUUUGAGAAGAUCAUAAUUUCAAUAGACAAAUAUAAACUUUCUGAUUUCCUGAUAAAUAAUCUUCCAACAAUACGUAAUUUAUCAGUCGAUAAUCACAUAUCUUACGCAUUAGCUGUAGCAUUCUAUAAUGUCAUUCGACAGAUAGACAUGGUUGAUCGUGUUGUCUCCACCGCCAUCGCUCAGUCUCCCGAUCGCAAAAUAACAAAACAGGAUUUUCUGAACGCUUCUAAAUCAACGAAAUGUUCUAUGUUUACACCAUUAGAAGCCGACAUUAUCUUUCACUUUGCUGGAUUGGGUAAUACGUCUGAUAGACUAGAACAAAAAGAUUUUUCUCGAUUUCUAAAACCAGAAUGGUAUCAACCUCAGCAAAUUAGGCGAACAGUUACUGUAAAACGAAAGGAAGGCGUGCUUGGACAAUUUUUACAUCAAUUGUACUCUUUUACCCUCGGAUCUAUGGCUGGGGCAGUAGGUGCUACCGCGGUAUAUCCGAUUGAUCUGCUGAAGACAAGAAUGCAGAAUCAGAGGACCAUGGUAGUAGGGGAGUUGAUGUAUCGUAACAGUUUUGAUUGUUUUAAAAAAGUUGUUAAAAAUGAGGGCUUUUGGGCAUUAUAUAGCGGACUUGGGCCACAACUGAUUGUAUCACCAGAGAAAGCUAUUAAAUUGACGGUAAAUGACUAUGUCAGAUCACUUACAAAAGAUAAGGAAACCGGCGAAAUACCCCUCAAGUACGAAAUACUUUCCGGGGCAUCGGCAGGUGCUUCCCAAGUUGUCUUUACAAACCCGCUAGAAAUCGUAAAAAUUAAUCUUCAGUUACAAGGUGAAACCGCUCAAAAAGACACAGCCAUAAGAAUCGUCCGUAAGCUUGGUCUGCUCGGUCUUUUCAAGGGCUCUCGUGCCUGCCUCUUGCGAGAUGUACCUUUUUCGGCAAUUUAUUUUCCCAGUUAUGCGCAUCUAAAAAAGGACUUUUUUAAAGAGGGUCCUAAUCACAAACUCGAUAUUACCGAACUUCUCCUCGCCGGUGCUAUUGCUGGUAUGCCGGCAGCAUACUUUGCAACACCUGCUGACGUAAUCAAGACACGACUCCAAGCCCAACUCUUGCAUCCAAUACCCGGGCAAGCGCCUUAUAAGGGUCUUGUCGAUUGCGCUAAGACGAUCUACCGGGUCGAAGGAUUUACAGCUUUUUUCAAAGGCGGUCCUGCCAGAGUUCUUAGGUCAUCACCGCAGUUUGGCGUAACAUUAAUGGUUUAUGAGUUAUUGCAGAGGUGGCUUCCGUGGAAUGUUUCGGGGGCGUCUGCAGGGAAGAGUAUAGAGUCAUCGGAUUUGGGAUAUCUACGUAAUAGAGACGGAUUGAGGAUUCUAUCGGAUUUGGGUUACAAAUUCGGAGUCCCUCCGAUCUGA
Molecule: messenger RNA, 2013 nt
Organism: Paraglomus occultum
Lineage: Eukaryota; Fungi; Glomeromycota; Glomeromycetes; Paraglomerales; Paraglomeraceae
Source: the annotation of a GenBank genome assembly